AUGUCAUUAUCAAAAUUUAAUAGUAUAUCACCUUUUAAGAGUAUUGAUAUUAAUCCAUCAUCAAUCAUUCAAUCAUUACAAGAAAAGAUUAGAUAUGAUAAGAUUGGUGAACGUGUAUUGAAUAGAUUGUCAAAUCUUUCAAUCAUUGAUAUGAUAGCUUGUACAUUUUUUAUUGGGUAUGGUAGUAUUAUUGCAUAUGGAUAUUUAGAUGCAGGUAAUGAAAUUAGUAAAUGGGAUGAUGAAGAAGAGAUUUAUAGUGUAUUUGAAGCAAUGGAAAGAAAUUCAAGUAUCCCCUCAAAAGUAUUAGGUCAUUUAAGAGAUCUUGAUCAAAUAUUGAUGUGUUUAGAACUAAACAAACGAUUUGCCAAAAAGGUUGCAUCAAACAAACGUUUGUCUUCUAAAAUUAUCUCAUCGAUCAUGACCGCACUCAUUCCAAUCACCAAUUUUAUGGAUGAUACACAAGAUGAAAAUGCAUACAUGUUGAUGGAUAAAUUCGUAUUACUUGUUCAGAAUAUAUUAGAAAUCAUGUUUAGAUAUUGUGAUAUUGAUCAAAUACCAUUAAAUACAAUGGUGGAUACACUUCAAUUUGAUGUAUCGGUAGCACUUAAAAUGUUUUAUUUAUUGGCUAUUUCAUUGGCUAUUUUGGAUCGACCUAAACAAGUCGUUGUAUUGUGUCCAGAGAAUACGCUGAGAGUAUUUACAACACUGAUUGAUAUGCAAUUGGAUAUGGGGUAUCCCCACAUUCGGUUGGCUGCAUCGGUUUUGGCCAACUAUGAAAGCAGCACAAGUGCAGUGACUAAACCAAUCAAUCCUCACAAGAGCUUGGCAGUUAAACUAUUUGGUCCAAAAAUAUUUAUUCACUGGGAAGAGAAACUAUCGAUCGUUGCAUUAUCAGCGGUUUGUGUAGGAACUAAAUUAGUUUCACCAACCAUGAUGGCAAUCCACUUGUUGAGAAGAUCGAUACCAGCAAGAUCACUCACCUACCAAUUUAACAACUUUUUUACCCGUUCGUUGGCCGUCUUUGGUGGUAUGGUUAUCCCAGACGUAUGCGAAUUCCUCUCACAAUCCUAUCGAUCAUAUAUUGCUGGUUACGCAUCUGUUUAUUUAAUACCUGGAACAAUCAUUAUGUUUAUCAUUUCUAAUCGAAAUACUACAAGAUCACAAAUCUACGAACAAAUAACAUCUGAAAAUAAGCAAAGAAGACAGACCUUAAAUUAA
Cavenderia fasciculata is the source of this 1218-nucleotide messenger RNA. RefSeq lists its product as uncharacterized. The record is from RefSeq and is a predicted model, not a curated record. The transcript is spliced from 3 exons. NCBI's taxonomy places the organism in Eukaryota, Evosea, Eumycetozoa, Acytosteliales, Cavenderiaceae. The coding region runs from base 1 to 1218 and encodes 405 amino acids.